Olea europaea var. sylvestris is the source of this 384-nucleotide messenger RNA. RefSeq lists its product as uncharacterized. The record is from RefSeq and is a predicted model, not a curated record. Bases 1 to 384 code for a protein of 127 amino acids. The transcript is spliced from 2 exons. Lineage: Eukaryota; Viridiplantae; Streptophyta; Magnoliopsida; Lamiales; Oleaceae.
AUGGGAAUUUCAUCUCUGAAGUCCUUUCUUCAUGCCCAAUUUCACACAAAGGAUUUAGGAGUGUUGAAGUAUUUCUUGGGAAUUGAGGUGACAAGAAACAAGAAAGGCAUAUUCUUAUCUCAAAGAAAAUAUGUAUUUGACUUGUUAAUUGAGACAAGAAAGUUGGGAGCUAAGCCAAGCAGUGCUCCAAUACUCCCCAAUUUGCAACUUACUAAAGAUGGUGAUUUAUUUGAAGAUCUAGAGAAGUAUAGAAGACUGGUUGGGAAAUUGAACUAUCUUACAGUAACCCGUCCUGAUAUUGCAUAUUCUAUGCAGAUUGGGCAGGUUCCAAGAUUGACAGAAGAUCCACUAUUGGUUACUGUGUUUUUGUUGGAGGAAAUUUAA